CCCUUUCAAUUAUCAUCUCCCCUUUCAUGCCAUCUUCACUCCAUCUUCCUUCAUCAUCUUUUCCCAACUGCAAUUCACUGCAGUCCUUCCAGUAACUCAACCACAUCAUUCUCCUUAUAGGGUCCCAAAGGUACUCAUAAAUAUGUCAACUAGCAACGGACACAAUCAAUCCGGGGAAUUGUGCCGUCGCUAUCCACUUGCUGAGAUACAAUGGGCGACCCACAACUUCGAUGAUGCUUUGCUCAUCGGGAAAGGCGGAUUUGGUAAGGUGUAUAAAGGGUUCAUGAACUAUGGAGCUACCGUCGUUGCCAUUAAGCGGCUGAAUACGGAGUCCAAGCAAGGGGCACAAGAGUUUUGGUCAGAGAUCAAGACGCUUUCCAUGCUCCAGCACCCUCAUCUCGUCACACUGAUUGGCUACUCUGAUGACUGCGAGGAGAUGAUACUUGUUUAUGAAUACAUGGCCAAUGGGACCCUCGCGGAUCAUCUCUACAAAACCCCUGGACAAGGAAACACCGAUACUCAUCAUCUCACUUGGAAGCAAAGGCUUCAAAUUUGCAUCAAUGCUGCUCGCGGACUGGACUACCUUCAUAACACUGAGCAGGGUAUUAUACACAGGGAUGUCAAGACUACCAACAUUCUCUUAGACGAAAACUGGGUCGCUAAGAUUGCAGAUUUUGGGUUGUCCAAAAUGGGCACCGCGCAAACCCACGUUAGCACAGAUGUUAAAGGCACGUUCGGUUAUUUGGAUCCAGAGUACUUCUUGACUCGUAGACUAACCAAGAAGUCGGAUGUGUAUGCCUUCGGUGUGGUGUUAUUUGAAGUAUUAUGUGCAAGGCCGCCAGUGGAUAUCAGAAUUGACAACAACGAGGGGGAACACAGUUUACCCUUCUGGGCUCAACAUUGCAUGAAGAAGGGAAUGCUUGAUCAGAUCAUCGAUCCCAAUUUAAGGGGGCAAAUAGCACCAAAGUGUCUGAAGCUAUUUGCGGAAGUUGCUAGCAAAUGUUUGCACAAAAAUCCACAAGGAAGGCCUAUGAUGGCUGAAGUGGAAGGGAGCCUCAAGCACAUAUUGAUAUCAUAUGGCAACAUACCAAAGUCCACAAAAAGUGUCAGCAAGGUUAUUAUGGGUUUUGCACGCGUACCAUCUCAAGGUAUAGUUUUGGUGAAAAAGAUGUUGAAUAACCAUAUCAUCUCCAGGUAUGGCUCUGAGAAUGGAUUUAUGAGGAAGUUGCAGAGGGACCCAUUUGAGCUCACUCCUGCUCGGCUAUGCCGACAUUUUAAGCUGGCAAAAAUUCAAGCUGCAACAAACAAUUUCCAUGAGAAUCUGUUGAUUGGAGAUGUUGGUUAUACCAAAGUCUAUAGAGGGCUUAUUGACAGGGGAAAUACAGAGGUGGCGAUUAAACGGUGGAAAGAAGGGAAAUCAAGAGAAAGGAACCUAGACCAGUUUACAGCUGAGAUCCAGGUGCAAUCCCAGCUCCACCACCUUCACAUCGCCCCUUUAGUUGGAUAUUGCACUGACAAACAUGAAUUGAUUCUUGUGUAUGAGUGCAUGGUCAACAAAUCUCUCUACCAUAAUCUCUAUGGGCCGAAUCACAGUCCUCUUCCAUGGAAAAAACGUCUUGAGAUCUGCAUAGGUGCAGCACGAGGACUGCAAUACCUACGGACAGGUACGAAACAGACAAUUGUUCACCACAACCUAAAGCCAACCAGUAUUCUCUUGGACGAGAAUUGGGCUGCCAAACUUUCAAGUUUAGAGUUUUCCGUUGUGCUACCCACCAACGGAUUGACUGCUACCUGCAGUACCUUUGUCGCUGGCAAUGUGGGGUACAUGGAUCCAGAGUACCUUGCAAGUUCAAAAUUAACUGUAAAAUCCGAUGUGUACUCAUUCGGGGUCAUCUUACUGGAAGUCCUAUGUGGUAGGAAAACAAUGGUUAUCACAAGGGAUGAGGCUGAGGCAAAUUUAGUCCAUUGGUUCAAAACUAAUGUUCAAAUGGGUACCGUUGAUCAGAUCAUUGAUCCAGUCCUAGUUGAUACAAUAGCACCUGAAUGUUUAAAGGAAUAUGUCCUGAUUGCAGAAAAUUGCGUGCAAGGUGAGGGGAUUGAACGUCCAUCAAUGGAUGCUGUAGUAGGUAGCCUGUGGUGUGCACUGCAGCUGCAGGAGGCUUGGCUAAACAAGUCCCAUGAGGCCAUCCCUCGUUCUCAGAAUCAGUUCUCUAAUGAUAGCGCAAUUGUUGACAUCCCUGGUAAAGGAGGUAGCAGUGGGAUGAGUUUUCCGAGUUUGGAAGAUUCCACGUAUUUUUCAGGUUGUGAGAGGUGACAAUGAAGCGCAAGCAUCGAACCAAUCUGAUUCAGAGAUCUGCUAAAACACAACCCAUGAACAAGAAGUGUCCUUUAUUGCCUCUUUCAUAGCCAUACAAUAAAGCAUAAUGUUGAUUAAAUCUCCUCUUUCUAUUCAUAGAAGAAACCCACUCAAUAUGCAUUCAGAUGUGCUAAUUCCUAUCUCCAUUAUUUCAAUAUUAAAUUCCCAAGUUUGAACAAACACAAAGCAUAUUGGGCUCUCCUCCCCAUGUGGGAGGCCAGGUUCGAGCCACGUCGUUGGCAUUUGGGAUUCAGGGCUACAAAUAGCCUCUAAAACCCCUUGUGAACUAACCUACUAACACCC
Rhododendron vialii is the source of this 2659-nucleotide messenger RNA. Its product is annotated as L-type lectin-domain containing receptor kinase S.4-like. The record is from RefSeq and is a predicted model, not a curated record. NCBI's taxonomy places the organism in Eukaryota, Viridiplantae, Streptophyta, Magnoliopsida, Ericales, Ericaceae. The transcript has 2 exons. Gene Ontology annotation, molecular function: ATP binding; transmembrane receptor protein tyrosine kinase activity. Gene Ontology annotation, biological process: protein autophosphorylation. Bases 143 to 2314 code for a protein of 723 amino acids. Gene Ontology annotation, cellular component: plasma membrane; plasmodesma.